AUGGACACAUUUAAUACAGCUGCCCUCUGCUGCGAAAUUAUUUGGAAAACUUUGGAAUCCGCCGCCGCCUACAACAAGGAGUCUCAGUCGCUAGCCGCUCGCUUCAAAUACGAUGCCCGCAUUCUUCAGCACUUCUAUGACUACUUCGCAGAACAGCGAAUCAGCAGCCUGGGUCUGAACCGAGAGGAUGAACAGCUUCUGGAAGCCAGUGUUUCUUAUCUUGGUCCACUGUUGAAGCGUGUGGAAUUGUGCAAAACCAAGCUUGAGGCGCAGAAUCGCCGGUCCAAAGAGUUCAAUAGGCUUACUUGGGCUCUACGGCGGAAUGAAGUGCACGAUCUUGAAAAGGAGCUUUAUGAAUGGACCAGGAGGCUCGACCUCCGGUUAAUUGCGCUGCCUGAACGGGCGCGAUCUGUAAUGCUUUUAGGGGAGUCACAAGAAACUAUUUCCCCCAACCUCGCCACCAGAACUCGAAUCGAGCGGUUUACAGCUCAAGCUGCUACUGCAAAGAGGGCUGUCUGGGGUCCCCUUCUAGUCACACCGGAGGAGGUCCGGGCUAUGAGCCAUCCGCAAGGGUCGCAUUUCUCCCUGGGUGUUCUCGAUGGGCGAACUACCCUACUGGAAUUCCGGCCGCAGAUGGAACAUCUUGAUACAAUUUCCCUGGAAGAAAAAAAGACCGAGCUCGGUGAAUUUGCGGCGGCGCUCAAUUAUUUGGACUCGACAGUGACAGGCCUCCUGCGGUGUAUAGGGUUCUACUAUAACUCGAUUCCUUCGGCCCAUUUCGGGCUAAUAUAUCAGCUGCCCAUCGACCGCGAUGGGGACUUUAUAUCCUUCAAAGCGCUUCUGGGUGCCAAAGACCAAAGUGGGCGGCGGAUGAAGCUUAAGUAUACCCUCAAUCAACGAUUGGGAUUUGCACGAAAGUUGGCGACUGCCAUAUUCUUCAUUCACUCUCUGGGAUGGGUUCAUAAGGCGAUUCGGGCUCAGAAUAUCCUUCUUUUGGGAAUUGUUUCUCAGAAAGGGCAACAAGAUAAUGGACAGAGAUCGAUGAAAUGGGCCCUUGGAUCCCCCGCCUUGGUAGGAUUCGAGGUCGCCCGUACAAGUGAUGGCGAUACCGAUCCCGGCCGCCGUAGGCAAAUGCCACUAGAGGUAGGGGCUUAUAUACAUCCCGACCUGCAGCAUCCAUCCACGAAUGUACGACACAGUAUGUGUCAUGAUAUCUAUAGCCUCGGUGUCAUUUUAUUGGAGGUGGGUAUAUGGUCCAGUUUGGAGAAUCUACAUGAGCUCCACGCGGACAUGACCCCUAUAGACAUUAGUCAGACACUGAAAAGGAUGGCUCGUGAGACGGAGAUAUUAAUGGGUCGACGAUACCGCCAGACUGUUGAAUGGUGUUUAAAUCAAGACUCAGUCGGGGAUACUGGGGGCGUUAGAUUAAUAUCCGAGGUGCUCGAGAAACUAGAAGACCUCGCAGAAUCAGUGUGA
Penicillium robsamsonii is the source of this 1476-nucleotide messenger RNA. RefSeq lists its product as uncharacterized. The coding region runs from base 1 to 1476 and encodes 491 amino acids. Lineage: Eukaryota; Fungi; Ascomycota; Eurotiomycetes; Eurotiales; Aspergillaceae. Gene Ontology annotation, biological process: protein phosphorylation. The record is from RefSeq and is a predicted model, not a curated record. Gene Ontology annotation, molecular function: ATP binding; protein kinase activity. The transcript has a single exon.